Molecule: messenger RNA, 1760 nt
Organism: Seminavis robusta
Lineage: Eukaryota; Bacillariophyta; Bacillariophyceae; Naviculales; Naviculaceae
Source: the annotation of a GenBank genome assembly
AUGGGUGUUAUAAGCAAUAAUGAAGAGAAUGAAGGGGCGCCACAGCAACAAGAGGACGAAAAGAGGAGCCAACAAGCACCUGUCGAUGCAACAACAUUCCGUGUAGUGGAACAGGAUGCUGAAGAUUCCACGGUGUCGUCAGCAAGAAGCCGCAAGAGUCAAAUGUCAGACCCCACAUGGGGUCUGAGUCGAGGUGCAUCGAAGGGAGAGACUCCCAUGGUCGCCACUGCCGGAAGCAUUCCCCGACGUCCCAGGCCCACAGCGCGGCAAGUCUCUUCGGGCGAAGCUCCUCCCAUGCCCAGUGCCCGUUCCUCCCGAAGAGGCGGCAAUAGAAGAUCGCGACGUGGACAACAACAACAACAACAACAACAGCGAGUAGAAGAAGAAAAGCAAGAAGAAAAAGAAGCGAUACCACCCCCAACCAAUCCUUUAGAGCAGUGUCAGAGCAGCAUGGCGAUGCUCAAGCGGACGGGAAUUCUCGAUUCCAGUGGUGACUUUGUGGCUCCGAUUGAUGGGAUUGAGCCAUUGCCGUCCAAUGGCAACGACAGGAACAGCAACGACAACAACAACAACAACAACACACUAGCACAAGACGAUGAUGACGAGAAUACGAUUCACAUUGGCGACGAAGGCGAAGCCAGCCCUCCGUCUCCCAUCCCGGACCGUCAUCAUCAUCAUCCAGAAGAAUUCCUCAUUGAAGCUACAUUGGUGGAAGAAGGAUUGUCCACGUCCUUUCGUGUUGUGCCACCACCAAUAACGAAUGAUGCGGAUGACUUUGUCGAUGAAGAAGGAACAACAGCAUCCGAGUCGUUUGUGGCCCCAGAUGCCAUCCCGCAGACACCACUCUUGCAUGACAUGAAUCAUCAUCAGAUUGUCAUUCAGGCAGAAAAAACAGAAUCCACCGACCAUAAGAUUCGAAGAUUGCAACUCUUUAUUGCGGGACUGGUCUGUUGCGUGGUUGUGGCUUUUAUCAUUACCAUGGCGGUAGCACUGGCGCUCAUCAAUCGAGGAUCGCAACCACAACAGCAAGAUGCGGCAGUGGUGUCUUCGGCGGCGCCAACUAUACCGGUAUCGUCCACUGUGGAACCCAACAACAUCUUUGAUCAUUCCACCGCGGCUCCGACGGCGUCGGCCACAGAGGAAGACUACACAGGUAGACCCUGGGACGAUCCAAAUGCACCACACAACAAUAUAGAUUGCAAUGGACCUGGUGGAUUCGGUCCACCACCGAAUGGUGGUCCAUCGGGUGGUCCACCAGGGAGGUCGCUACAGGCAAGACAGCCUGGCGGAGGGCCUCCAGGUUGCAAUGAUGGGCCUAGUGGACCCGGCAACAAUGGGCCUGGCAACAAUGGGCCCUCUGACGGCGGACCAGGCAACAAUGGGCCAGGACCUGGGCCAGGCAACGAUGGACUCGAUGACACAGGACCCGCUAUCGAAGACGGGAACGACAGUCCGGAUGUAGGGACAGGAGAAUUGCCUGGUGACGAACCGACAGACGACGGCAACAAUGCUGUGGAAACAGACGCCUUAUUGCCUCAAAAUGAAACUGACAGCGUAGAUGACAUUGCUCUGAUGUUGAAUGAGACUGUGCUUAUCCCCACAAAUGUUUCGACGACUGCAUCAGCAAACGCAAGCGAUGCCCUCUCUGGCUCGAACUUCACAUUGCCUGUCUCAAACUCCACGGACAAUGUUGCUACUCCCAUCCUAUCACCACCGCCGCCCGGUUAGCUAGUUUCGUUACAGAGUAUAAUGCCAAAUGU